GGCGGGUUGUUCGGGGCGCAGCGUUUGACGCGAACCAGCCAAACUACGCUCGGGAACUUAUUCGAGUCUCCUUCGUUUGCAGAGAAGCGUGGGGCUAGUGCAGCUAGCGUUAGCAUCUCGGCAAGCUAACGAGCUAACCCGUUAACGCUGGAAUGAAUGUAUUAAUGCAAGAAGGGCAGGAAAGGCUCCUCAAGGGCUCCAUCUAGACGUGAUGAAGGGAGACAAACUGAUAGAAAAACUGAUCAUUGAUGAAAAGAAGUACUACCUGUUUGGGAGGAACCCGGACUGGUGUGACUUCACCAUCGACCACCAGUCCUGCUCACGUGUCCACGCCGCCCUGGUCUACCACAAACAUCUGAAAAGGGUCUUUCUCAUAGACCUCAACAGCACACACGGUACUUUCCUCGGACACAUCCGUCUGGAGGCACACAAGCCUCAGCAGGUCCCCAUAGACUCUACAAUAUCUUUCGGGGCCUCAACACGGACCUACACCAUCAGAGAGAAACCUCAAACCCAAGGCACUGCUGGUACAGGGGACACUAAGGUGGGAGAGGAUGAGGAACUGAAAGGGCUGCUUGGGCUUCCAGAAGAAGAGACAGAGCUAGAGAACCUGACAGAGUUCAACACAGCUCACAACAAGCGCAUCUCGCUCCUGACUAUCGAAGAGGGAAACCUUGAAAUCCAGAGGCCUAAGAGGAAACGCAGGAACUCCAGAGUUACUUUCAGUGAGGAGGACUCCAUCAUUAAUCCAGAGGAUAUAGACCCCUCGGUGGGACGCUUCAGAAAUAUGGUGCAGACUGCCGUCGUCCCCAUUAAGAAACGGAGAUCUGAGGGCCAAAACACGUUGGGUUUGGAUGACAUGACUUCAAAACGUAUCCACGGCUACAACUUGGGUGGGGGUCUCUAUGGGGACUUGCCUCCCACUAGUCACGAGAACCAGCCAACUGGAGCUCCGGGAGGUGCGGCCAUGCAGGGAGGGCUUCCCCUGCCCUUCCCUAAUCCUGCACCAGAGGUGGACCUGGCCCCAGAGGCUCCCCAGCCUCCUGUCACCCUCAACCCCACCCCCGUCACAGCCCCCUACCUACCAGAGACCCACAACGAGCCACGCAAAAAGAAAUAUGCCAAAGAAGCUUGGCCGGGCAAGAAACCCACCCCUUCACUACUCAUCUAACCAGUUUGCUAGAGCUGCUGACUCUCAGGUUACCAGUAGUACACCAGGAACUGUGACCUGGCGGAGGUGGAGUCACUCGCUUCCCUUUUUUAUUGAUUUGUUGUGUUACACAUUAUCAUCAGAAAGACAUCACGCAAUUUAACAGGGCUGCGUCUCAAGAUAUCGUCUACUUUAUUAAGUCAGCAGUUGAUAUUUUGGCAGGAAGAGUUCGAUAUUUGCGACUGUGAACAAAUAUAAAAGGCAUACUCAACAGACUUGGCCGUGAGCAUUUUAGUACCAGAAAUAUACCUGUGUGUGUGAAAGGCUACAAGGAUAUCGUGAAUCCAUAAGUUAUGUUUUUGAUGUGAUGGAUGUAAAGAACAGUUUUUUUCUACUAAACAUAUUUCAACAGUUUUUUCACGUCGUCAAUAUUUUGAUAAUGCUAUUAAACAAAUGGCUUAAAAUUA
Messenger RNA from Paralichthys olivaceus (Japanese flounder), 1617 nucleotides. It is a transcript of the gene ppp1r8b, whose product is annotated as protein phosphatase 1, regulatory subunit 8b. Gene Ontology annotation, molecular function: protein serine/threonine phosphatase inhibitor activity; protein binding; mRNA binding. NCBI's taxonomy places the organism in Eukaryota, Metazoa, Chordata, Actinopteri, Pleuronectiformes, Paralichthyidae. The record is from RefSeq and is a predicted model, not a curated record. Gene Ontology annotation, cellular component: nuclear speck.